Molecule: messenger RNA, 2387 nt
Organism: Octodon degus (degu)
Lineage: Eukaryota; Metazoa; Chordata; Mammalia; Rodentia; Octodontidae
Gene: Tmc7
Product: transmembrane channel like 7
Exons: 15
Coding region: 18-2018 (666 amino acids)
Cellular component (GO): plasma membrane
Molecular function (GO): mechanosensitive monoatomic ion channel activity
Source: RefSeq, a predicted model, not a curated record
CUUCCCGCGGCAGAGCCAUGAGCGAGUCCAGCGGCAGCGCGCCCCCGUUGGGCGGGCCCAGCGGGCAUCCCGGCGCCCUCCAAGAAAACCUCUCUGUGGACUCCAGCUGCUUCUCUCCGGCUGUGAACUUCCUCCAAGAAUUGCCAAGCUACCGGUCCAUUGCAAGAAGGAGGACAACCCUACUUUCCCGCGACAAACAAAGUGGCAUAUUACUGAAGCCGGCAGACUCUUGUGGUUCCCAUCUGGAGGGAGAAAUCACUGAAAACCUCAAUAGCCAAUCCAUUCGGAAGUACGCGCUGAACAUUUCUGAGAAGCGGAGACUGAGAGCCAUUCAAGAGACCCAAAUGAAGUAUUUGUCCGAGUGGGACCAGUGGAAGCGGUACAGCAGCAAGUCGUGGAAGAGGUUCGUGGAGAAGGCUCAUGAGAUGACCAGACACCUGGAGCUGUGGCGGGAGGACAUUCGCAGCAUAGAAGGGAAAUUUGGCACUGGGAUUCAGUCCUACUUCUCCUUCUUGAGGUUCCUGGUGUUACUGAAUUUGGUGAUUUUUAUGAUCAUCUUUAUGUUGGUUUUGCUCCCAGUUUUGCUUACCAGAUACAAAAUCACCAAUAGCACCUUUGUGUACAUUCCACUGAAAGAUGCGGAUAAGCAGUGUACAGUCUAUCCAGUAAGCAGUUCUGGACUCAUCUACUUUUACAGUUAUAUCAUAGACUUGCUUUCUGGCACUGGCUUCUUGGAGGAAACCAGCCUCUUUUAUGGACAUUACACUAUUAAUGGUAUAAAAUUUCAGAACUUCACCUAUGACCUGCCCUUGGCUUAUUUGAUAAGCACGAUUGCUUACCUGGCCCUGAGCCUCCUUUGGAUAGUGAAAAGGUCAGUGGAAGGGUUUAAAGUCAACCUGAUUCGGAGUGAGGAGCACUUCCAAAGUUACUGCAACAAGAUCUUCGCUGGCUGGGACUUCUGCAUCAGCAACCGCAGCAUGGCUGACCUGAAGCACAGCAGCUUGCGGUAUGAGCUCCGAGCAGAUCUGGAAGAAGAGAGAAUACGGCAGAAAAUAGCACAAAGGACCUCAGAGGAGACAAUACGCAUUUACUCUUUGAGAUUGUUUUUGAACUGCAUUGUGCUGGCUGUUCUAGCUGUAUGCUUUUAUGCAAUCUACUUAGCGACUACCUUCUCCCAGGAGCACAUGAAAAAAGAAAUUGACAAGAUGGUUUUUGGAGAGAACCUGCUGGUACUGUACCUACCAUCCAUUGUGAUCACGCUGGCCAAUUUUAUUACCCCGAUUGUCUUUGCCAAGAUCAUUCACUAUGAGGAUUAUUCACCAGGCUUUGAGAUCCGGCUGACAAUUCUUAGGUGUGUAUUUAUGCGGCUGGCCACCAUCUGUGUGCUGGUAUUCACACUGGGCUCCAAGAUCACAUCCUGUGAUGACACCGCUUGUGAACUCUGUGGCUACAACCAGAAACUCUACCCAUGCUGGGAGACCCAGGUUGGGCAGGAAAUGUACAAGCUGAUGAUCUUCGACUUCAUCAUCAUCUUGGCUGUGACGCUGUUUGUGGAUUUCCCUAGAAAACUCCUGGUGACCUACUGCUCUUCCUGGAAGCUGAUCCAGUGCUGGGGACAGCAGGAGUUCGCCAUCCCAGAUAACGUCCUGGGGAUCGUGUAUGGGCAAACCAUUUGCUGGAUCGGAGCCUUUUUCUCACCGCUUCUACCUGCAAUUGCAACCGUGAAAUUCAUUAUCAUCUUUUAUGUGAAAGAGAACAGUCUGGCAGCCAGUGGAAACGGCAGUGCAAAUGAUGAAGUCAGUUGUGGGCCCAGCCUGCCUUGGACACUCGUGCCCGCCUCCCUGGCGGCAGCCCCCAGACCAGGCACCAGCCUCAUCAUGUUCUACUUCAUUGCCCUGGCCGGAGCACACAAGCGGGUGGUCAUGCAGCUCCGAGAGCAGCUAUCUCUGGAAAGUCGUGACAAGCGCUAUCUUAUCCAGAAAUUAACAGAAGCCCAACAGGAUCUGAGGGACCAAUAGGCUGGGCAUGAAGAUGCUGCUGUGCCUUCUUCUCAUUUGGCCUCCUGACUGCUGAGCCCCACAAAGACUGCCUGGGUUCUGGGUGGAAAUGUUACAAUAUAUUUUUCUGGAAUUUAAAAGAGAUCAGCUACCUGUGCGCAGCUGUGGUGGCCGUGUCCAGCCCCUUGGGAGGGCUCGUAGUGACUUAGAAUAGCAGAUUGAAACCCAGGUCUUUACCUAUAUACUGAUAACUCGGUGACGACUCCACCAAGACAGUAACUCCUCUAGCUGCUCAGGGUUUCAUAACAAGAAGCGAAGAGAGACUUUUAUAUUUUUUUAAAAAGGUGGUUUUAGGGCCGGGGAGAUGGCUCAGUAGAAUAAGCACUUCCC